AUGAGUAAUAUUACUGGCGAUAACAACCAAGAUGAAUCCAUUCUACCAUCAUUUCCGCCUGCCACACAGGCACAAAUCAUCAGGUCGAACCAGAAAGACCUUCAGCAUAUUACCCAGCUCCGCGAGCAAAUAUCUGAUAUAAUAAGAAACUAUCUUGGGAGCAGAUGGCUAUAUCGAAGAGAGGCCGAAGUUGAGCUAGCCGCCAACGUACUAUAUUCAAGUAUCACAUGUUUACGAGCAACACAAACUCUUGGGGAAGAGUAUGUAGGAAUGUGGGCCUACAGUUUUAAUACGAAGUCACUCCCAAGUCGUAAACUUAGAGCUGCUCUAAUUCUACUCCCCGGCCUACCUAGUUACAUUCAUUCUAAACUAAGUAGCCAGAUGGCAAACAACUCCUCAUUAUAUACGUACUUGCGUGCUCUACCGGCCAUCGUCGAAACGGCAGCUGAGAUCAACUUGGUCUUCUUCUACAUGACUGGCACAUAUUAUAGCCUAAUCAAAAGGAUUAUUGGUGUCAGACAUAUAUCCAGUAUAUUACCCGACCCCAACGCACGCCCUCCUUCCUAUUCCUUCUUAGGUAUUCUCAUGUGCAUCCGGCUCUUACACAGGCUAUACAUUUUCCUCGACAAACAACUCAAAUUUCUGGAACCACCACCUCCAGCCCAACCAACCAACGCACUCGCCCUUUCGGACAGCCAGCCCCUUCUGGCUCCUCAGGACGGUGAUAUACAACAACAUCAGUAUAUCGACACUCGAUCUAUCUCGGACAUCCUAGUGAAGCAGAGCGAGGGCUCAGAAGUCACAGUUGAUCCAGAAGUCGACGAAUUCACCUCACUUCACAUAGCCUCGAUUGACCCUGGGUUACGGGUCGGACGGAGGUGUGCUUUGUGUCUUGAAGAGCGAACUGCAACCACGUCUACAGAGUGCGGUCAUCUAUUUUGCUGGGGUUGUAUUGUCGGAUGGGGCGAUGAGAAGGUAUGA
This is a messenger RNA of Rhizoctonia solani, 981 nucleotides long. Its product is annotated as peroxisome biogenesis factor 10. The record is from RefSeq and is a predicted model, not a curated record. Gene Ontology annotation, cellular component: peroxisomal membrane. Bases 1 to 981 code for a protein of 326 amino acids. Gene Ontology annotation, molecular function: zinc ion binding. The transcript is spliced from 6 exons. NCBI's taxonomy places the organism in Eukaryota, Fungi, Basidiomycota, Agaricomycetes, Cantharellales, Ceratobasidiaceae. Gene Ontology annotation, biological process: protein import into peroxisome matrix.